Messenger RNA from Cicer arietinum (chickpea), 3252 nucleotides. RefSeq names its product potassium transporter 3. Gene Ontology annotation, molecular function: potassium ion transmembrane transporter activity. Gene Ontology annotation, cellular component: membrane. Lineage: Eukaryota; Viridiplantae; Streptophyta; Magnoliopsida; Fabales; Fabaceae. The record is from RefSeq and is a predicted model, not a curated record. Gene Ontology annotation, biological process: potassium ion transmembrane transport.
ACUUUCUGAAAUAAUAUUUUAUUAUUUUUCUUUUUUGACAAACGAAUAUUUUAUUAUUUUUCAGAUAAGAGAAAUAUUGUUGAUUUUUAUAUGAUUUAUUGAAUUUUAUUGGUAAUUUGUUAAAAUUGUUAACAGCAUUUUUCGAAGACCACUUUGCAAUGGGAGAAGAAUCAGUCGAUUUUUCCGUUUUUUAUUUUUUUUUUCAAAUGAAACGAACACAACGAUGUUAAACUGAUUCAAUUCAACGCUAUCUUUCUCUCAAAGCCAGAAAAUCUCAUGCUCUGUUCUAUUUUGGCUUCGCUAUGAGUUCAAGCGAUGCGAAUAGACAACGAGGUUCAUCAACAACGGUGGAGUGCAAAUCUCAGUAUAAAGCUCCUUUAUUUUUGGCAUACCAGAGUUUGGGCUUUCUGUUUGGUGACAUCAGCCUAUCCCCUCUAUAUGUCUAUCAAAGUAUAUUUUCUGGAAGACUGAAACAUGUUCAAAAUGAGGAUGCAAUAUUUGGUGCAUUUUCUUUGAUUUUUUGGACUCUCUCUCUUAUUUCUAUGUUCAAGUAUGCUGUUAUCAUGUUGAGUGCAGAUGAUAAUGGUGAAGGGGGAACCGUUGCUUUGUAUUCGCACCUUUGCAGAAAUGCGAAAUUUUGUUUGCUUCCUAAUCAUCAAGCAUCUGAUGAGGAGCUUUCUACAUAUCGCAAACCUGGUUACUCAAAUAGAAAUAUACCAACCUCAUCUUUGAAAAAAUUCAUUGAAAAAAAUAAGAACACUAAAAUUGUUUUGCUUGUUUUUGUUUUACUUGGUGCUUGCAUGGUAAUUUGUGUUGGCGCACUCAUGCCUGCCAUUUCAGUUCUUUCAUCUGUUGAAGGGUUGAAAAUUGAAGCGAAGAUUAAAAACGAAAGUAUUGUGCCUCUUAUUUCUUGUGUUCUACUGGUUGGACUCUUUGUUCUGCAACACCGUGGCGCCCACACGGUUGCCUUCAUGUUUCCUCCCGUAAUCAUCCUAUGGUUGCUAUCUAUUUUCGCGAUUGGCAUUUACAAUGUCAUCAAGUGGAAUCCCAGAAUAUAUCAGGCUCUUUCUCCAUAUUAUAUAUUCAAGUUCUUUUUGGUUACAGGAAAAGAUGGUUGGGUUAAUCUUGGAGGGGUAUUUUUGUGUGUUGCAGGGACUGAAGCUAUGUUUACAGACCUUGGAUACUACAAAAAAGCCCCUGUAAGGGCUGCAUUUUCUUUUGUCAUUUACCCAUGUCUAAUUCUUCAAUACAUGGGGCAGGCUGCUUUUCUAUCACAGAAUUUAUCUGCAGUACCUAUAAGCUUUUAUGCUUCUAUUCCAGAUGUCCUCUUUUGGCCGGUAUUCGUGGUGGCUGCUUUGGCAGCAAUAGUUGCAAGUCAGGCUGUCAUCUCUUCGACAUUCUCAAUUGUUCAACAAUGCCAUGCAUUUGAGUGUUUCCCUCGUGUUAAGGCAGUACAUUCCAGAAGGUGGAUCGAUGGUCAGACGUAUAUACCAGAGAUAAACUGGAUUCUUAUGAUAAUCAGCCUGGCUGUGAUAGUUGGGUUCGGAGACACAAACCAUAUAGGGUAUGCUUAUGGGAUUGCAUGUCUGAUUGUUGCAUUUGUGACCACAUGGUUGACCUCUCUCGUCAUCAACCUUGUAUGGCAUCAAAGUCUUAUAGUUGCUAUUGCAUUUCUCUUAUUCUUUGGUUCGAUAGAGGUUUUCUUCCUAUCGUCCUAUUGCAUGAAAAUCCCAAAAGGUGGAUGGGUUCCAAUUGUGCUCUCUGCAGUCUUCAUGGUUGUUAUGUAUGUGUGGCAUUAUGGUUCUAGAAAGAAGUAUUUUUUUGAUAUGCAUAACAAAGUUUCAAUGAGGGGGAUCCUUACAUUGGGUCCUAGUCUUGGGAUAGUUAGGGUUCCAGGAAUGGGUCUUAUCUAUACCGAAUUGGCUACUGGAGUCCCUGCCAGUUUUACUCAUUUCUUGACAAAUCUGCCAGCUUUCUACCAAGUGGUUGUUUUUGUUUGUGUUAAGACUGUGUCUGUGCCUUCUGUGCCCCAUGCAGAACGUUAUCUCAUUGGCCGAAUUGGUCCAAAAUCCUAUCGAUUGUAUCGGUGCAUUGUUCGAAAUGGCUACAAAGACGUUUAUAGUCACGAAAAUGAUUUUGAAAAUGAACUGGUGAUGAGCAUAGCAGAAUUCAUUCAAUUGGAAGCUGAAGGUUCUGGAAACCUAGAUGGUACUGGGGAUGGCCGUAUGGCGGUUGUUAGGACGUCUGGUAAGUUUGGAACAAGAUUGCGAAUGUCAGAAUCUGCUGGUUUUGAAGGUGACAGUAACAAUCUUCCCGGAGCUUUGACUGUUAGUAGCAGUAAAUCUUCGACAUUGAAGAAGCUGCAGGCCAUGUAUGAGCAGGAAUCACCUGAACUCAACACUAGACGGCGGAUUAGAUUUGAGGUUCUAAAUACAAUAUAUAGAGAUCCACAUGUCAAGGAAGAGCUCAUGGAACUUGUGGAAGCCAAGCGCGCCGGAGCAGCAUAUGUAAUAGGUCAUUCUCAUGUAAAGGCCAAGUGGAACUCUUCAUUUGCGAAGAAGUUUGCUAUAAAUCUCUACUCUUUUCUUCGAAAAAAUUGCCGUUCCCCUGCUGUUGGACUAAACAUUCCCCAGACUUGUCUGAUUAAGGUAGGAAUGAAUUACCAUGUCUAGCAUUAAGAUGCUGACAAAUUUGUAACUGGGGAUGUGAUUUAUGCAAGCCAGAAAAAAUGCCACCUGAGCUUCCAUGACCAGCAAGAUUAUGCUACUUUGGUCAAUUCAACUGAUAUAUGGAUGUCACUCAAGAAUCUCCUCUUGGUAUGUUCAAGAAAGAACUGCAUAUAAUCGCCAAGAUUUUUUUGACUUUGUGAUGGCGUUGACAAGGUAUGUAAAUUACCAAUUUGUUGGAUAAGGAGUUACGAUUGGGGGUCCUGUACCUGUUUAUUUUGUUUGAGCUUCCCAAAUUAAAUUUGAGAGUCACUUCUGUCUUAACGGCUAUGUCUAGUUUUGCUAAAAUAUUUUGCAUGUAAGCAUCUAAUGCUGUCUUUGUACUUGUAUGGAAAUUUCUUUUGGUCGUUUUUGUAAUCGUCCUCAGCCAAACUGGGAAAUGAUCUGUAACCAGAACGGAAAUUAUACAUGAACUAUAGAAGUGUCACAUGUCCCAGCAGCAUCCAUAUGGUGUGGGUUUGAAAAUUUUUUUUGUUUAUUUAUUUUGGCAACUAUUAAAUUAAGUUUGUUUUGCUGAGUAAGUUUA